Messenger RNA from Chondrus crispus (carragheen), 177 nucleotides. RefSeq lists its product as hypothetical. NCBI's taxonomy places the organism in Eukaryota, Rhodophyta, Florideophyceae, Gigartinales, Gigartinaceae. The coding region runs from base 1 to 177 and encodes 58 amino acids. The transcript has a single exon. The record is from RefSeq and is a predicted model, not a curated record.
AUGAAUGAAGAUAUUGACGUAUUGCAGGUUUGGGAGAACAGUGUGCUCCCCACUCUGCUGCCCGUGCCCUUGGCUUCCCGAAACGAAGCCGCUGAAGAAAAACACGCGAAGCGAAACACGCGGAGCGCACCGCCGCUCGCCAACCGUCAACCUCACCCCCGCGGGCGACGCCUUUAG